This is a messenger RNA of Pteropus alecto (black flying fox), 1347 nucleotides long. RefSeq names its product sialic acid-binding Ig-like lectin 6. Gene Ontology annotation, biological process: cell adhesion. NCBI's taxonomy places the organism in Eukaryota, Metazoa, Chordata, Mammalia, Chiroptera, Pteropodidae. The coding region runs from base 1 to 1347 and encodes 448 amino acids. The record is from RefSeq and is a predicted model, not a curated record. The transcript has 8 exons. Gene Ontology annotation, cellular component: plasma membrane. Gene Ontology annotation, molecular function: sialic acid binding.
AUGUUGCUGAGGCUGCUGCUGUUGCUGCCUGCGUCGUGGGGAGGGCUCCUGACUCAGCCUUGGGGGUACCAACUGGAUCUACAGGAGUCUGUGACAGUGCAGGAGGGCCUGUGUGUCCUCGUGCCGUGCAAAUUUUUCUACCCGAGUAUCUCCUUUGGACCCCGCUACCUGUUUUGGUUCCAGAAGGGGGUAAAUAUGAAUGAUGAUCGUCUAGUGGCUACAAACAAACCAAGACAGAAGCUGCAGGAGAGGGCCCAGGGCCGGUUCUUCCUCCCCAGAGACCCUGGACCCAAUGACUGCUCCUUGACCAUCACAGACGUCAGCAGGCGGGACAGUGGGAUGUACUUCUUUCGAAUGGAACACUACACCAGGAGCUACUCAUAUCGAAAUAAGAUGCUCUCUCUGAAGGUGACAGCUCUGACCCACAGGCCCCACAUCCUCAUCCCGGGGACCCUGGAGUCCGGCCGCCCCAGGAACGUGACCUGCUCUGUGCCCUGGGCCUGUGAGCGGAGCACACCCCCCAUCUUCUCCUGGACGUCGGCUGCCCUGUCCUCCCUGGGCCCCAGGACUCACCUCUCCUUGGAGAUUAACCUGACCCCAAGGCCCCAGGACCAUGGCACCAGCAUCACCUGUCAGGUGCAUUUUCCUGCAGUUGGUGUGACCGUGGAGAGCACCGUCCAGCUUAACGUCACCUAUGCCCCACGGGACGUGGCCAUCAGCGUCUUCCACGGAAACGGCACAGCCAUCAAGAUUCUGCAAAGCACCUCGUCCCUUCCCAUCCCGCAGGGCGAGGCUCUGCUGCUGCGCUGCGCUGCUGACAGCAACCCCCCCGCAGAACUGAGCUGGUUCCGGGGGCCCCCAGCCCCAAAUGCCACCCCCAUCUCCAGCACCGAGAUCCUGGAGCUGCCUCGAGUGGGGACUGCAGAGGAAGAAGAGUUCACUUGCCAAAUUCAGCACCUGUUGGGCUCCCGAAAUGUCUCUCUCAGACUCUCCAUGGUCUCUAAACCAGAGUCCAGGGCCAGUACGAUCAUGGGAGUGAUCGGGGGAGCUGGCGUCAUGGUCCUGCUUUCUCUCUGCCUUGGUCUCAUCUGCAGAGUGAAGACCCACAGGAAGAAAGCAGCCCAGCCAGUGCACCACCUGGAUGACGUCGUGGGCUCGGGCUCCAGGGCGCAUCAGCACCAGUUCUGGGCAGACAGCCUUUCAGGUCACCGAGGCCAUGAUGGCGCUAGCUCCAUCUCAGAAGAGGGACAAGAGCUCCACUAUGCUUUCCUCAGAUUUCACAAGCCAAAGCCUCAGCAUCAGGAAGGCACCAACACCGAGUACUCAGAGAUCAAGGUGCACAAGUAA